Messenger RNA from Musa acuminata subsp. malaccensis (wild Malaysian banana), 2002 nucleotides. Its product is annotated as RING-H2 finger protein ATL13-like. Lineage: Eukaryota; Viridiplantae; Streptophyta; Magnoliopsida; Zingiberales; Musaceae. The record is from RefSeq and is a predicted model, not a curated record.
CCCUUUCUAGCAUAAGCCCCAUUGCUCUUCACUUCUCUCACCGCCCAUUCGCAAUAAAUGUAUUUAUGGCCGACCCCAUCAGCUGACACCCCAUUAAUCUCUCCACCCAUUUAGUACUCCCCCUUCUGCCAAACUGCCUCAGAUUCACCUGCAACAGUUGUUCUUCCUUCCUCUUCUUCUUCCUCUUGCAGUACAGAACACAGAGAUCUGUCUACGGUGUUGCUCAGUCCUUCAUACUAAGGGCGUUUCUCUUCUUUCUUGUGGUCUCUCUUUAUGCUGUUGCUUGGACGGAGAUCAAAACAUGGACUUGGUCUUGUAUGAAAGUAUCAAAGGACGGAGCAUUCUGUCUCCAGUUCCCCUCCAAUUAGCUUUCCUACCACCACCGCCACCUCCUCCUAUUGUUAACUUCGAGAACAGGAUUACUCCUAGUAUCCUUCUCAUAAUUGUCAUUUUAGCAGUCAUCUUCUUCGUAUCUGGUCUUCUCCACCUGCUCGUGAGAUACCUCCUCAAGCCUAACGACAGGGAACCGGAUGCUAUAAGCAAUGUCACAGUCUUCCAAGGCCAACUCCAGCAGCUCUUCCAUCUCCACGACGCAGGGGUGGAUCAGUCCUUCAUAGACUCUCUUCCUGUCUUCAACUACAAAUCCAUUAUAGGCCUCAAAGAUCCCUUCGAUUGCGCCGUGUGCCUCUGCGAAUUCGAGGCUGAUGACAAGCUCAGGCUACUCCCCAAGUGCAGCCAUGCUUUCCACUUGGAAUGCAUCGAUACUUGGCUGCUGUCCCACUCCACUUGUCCUCUUUGUCGAAGGUGCCUCCUCCUUGACUUCUCCCAUAACGACAGUCGCCGUCCUGUAGUCCUCGUUCUCGAGUCUAGCAGUGAGAGUUCCAGAGAGAUUGCAUCUGAUAGGGGAGAACAUGGGCCAAGUCCUAACAUUGGUCUCCCUGGAGAUGAUGAUGGCUUACGGUCUUUGAUCAACGAUACAUCACAGAAGCCGGAGGAAAUCGCAGCAGAGGAGGAGGUCGGGUUGGGGAUCUCAGUUGCUGAGGUUGCAGAAGCAAAAGUAGUGCCUGUCAAGCUCGGAAAAUUCAGGAGGUUGGAUAUCGGCGGAGGUCAAUGUCAAGGCACUACCAGCGGCAAUAGUGGUUUGGAUCAAAGGAGGUGUUUCUCCAUGGGUUCCCGCGAGUAUGUGAUGGAUGACAGAUCUUUGCUUCGAGUUGCUAUAAGGCCAACCAAGAAGAAGCCAGCUCUCAAGAAGUCCAUCCACCGGGUUGCGAUGUCAGAAUGCGAUUGCCACUCGAAAAGAGAUGGAUUCAGCGGGUUUGAUGCAUCAAGAAGAAUGGAGCUCGGAGGUGAUGAUGGUAAUGCAAGCAUGAGUGCCAAUCUCCACAAGAAGGAAAGUUUCUCGGUCUCAAAGAUCUGGCUACGAUCAAGAACGGACGAGCCGAUUGCUGAGGACGCAUCAAGGCGGGCUUUCUCUUUCCGGUUGCCACUUGGCAUGGCAGACAGAGAUGAACGGAAACUGAAGAAGAGUGUCAGCACAGUCACAGCACCAUCGGAGUUCCAAAGCCGGAGUGAUCUGGAUCUGGAGAUGGAUGCUGGGAGCUGCAACAACAGUGUAGUAUCAAGGGCGGAUGAAACACCUUCAUUCGCAAGAAGAACUUUGCUCUGGAUCGUAGGGAGACAGAACAGGAUAGGAGACCAUCUCUGAUGUCCAUCUUUAGCCAAUUACUUGUUCCUCGGAUUGCUACAAUUUCUCAAGUGAUCAAAGAAGAAGAAGAAGCUAAAGAUAGACCAUUUCUAUAUGGUUUUUGUGAUUAUUCCUGUUGGAAUUUAUUUAGAGAUUCAUCAAUGUUCUUUCAUGUAGUUAUAGUAUCAUGAGUGUCUUCUACUUCCCUCCCCUUUCAAGUGUUUGAGAGAAGUUGAGAAGAGAAGGAAACUUCAUGUCCAUGUUCACAUGUCAAUGUAUUUCCAGGAAGAAUAAUGUACUGCCUCGUGAAAGAUUUCA